Acanthaster planci (crown-of-thorns starfish) is the source of this 810-nucleotide messenger RNA. RefSeq lists its product as uncharacterized. The record is from RefSeq and is a predicted model, not a curated record. Lineage: Eukaryota; Metazoa; Echinodermata; Asteroidea; Valvatida; Acanthasteridae.
UGCCGGCUUUGCAGAUGACGACUGGUGUUUGUACGAUGCAUAAGGGAGAGACGCCAAGGUGAAACCGUGCGGUGAGGACUACGGCGCCGACCCAAGCGAGUGUUACUACUUCGUAAAGGGAAGCAGCGACCAAGGUCUUAUUCCCAAUACCCCGAGGCCACAUAACCGUACCAAAGCUUACUGUUGCUCGACUCCCACCUGCUCCGCCUCAGAGCCAUCGCCACAGUGGCAGCUCGUAUUCAAGGGAGUAGCGGGCAAACGAGGGUCAAACCGUAGCCUCUAUGAAAUGUGGAUGGACCCUCACUGGGACUCAACCGUAGACGCUGAAGGCAUCUUCAGGAAUAGUUCCAUUUACGAGACCUGGGUCCGUCGGAACGGCCAAAUAAAGUUGGUGAAGCUUUCCCUUUUCCGCGUCGAUGAAGAAAAUCCAGUAGCUCAGUUAAUCUUCAGUGGGAAAAAAUCUAACAUCACUGACUGGUUCAGCAAACACCGACUACUUUCUUCUCCUUGGUUCAAAAUCGAUCCACCGGGUAGCCUCGCUAGCGUCUUUACUAUAAGCGGCAACCAGAUGUGGCCAGGACGAAGAUUUCUUAUCAACAAAUCUUCUGCCAAGUGCUCAGAUGACAUAGGGUGGCUCCUCGCUGCAGGUCAGGAGCCUGCCUGUGAUUGGAUAAAACCGUUCACCAUCUUGUACAGCAACACUACGAAGCCUGUUACUUGGAGUGAGGUGUCAGCAUCAGGUAGACGUGUUGGAACGGCCGACUUCAUGACCAUCCAGGUGAUAACUGAGUGAGAAGAUUUCGGUCACAA